AUGACUCCCAUGAAGGAUGACAUUGUGCCACAAUUGACUAUGCAAGAGAAAAGUUCCUUGCCAUUAAAAAAUGUGGCAAAAAUCAUGAGAAAAGGUUUACCACCACACAUAAAAAUCUCUGAUGGAGCAAAAGAGCUUGCUGAACAAAGUGCCUCAAAGUUCAUUAGCAUGGUAACCAAAAAAGCCACUGAACGUUGCAUAAAGGAGUCAAGAAAAAUUUUAGGUGCUGAAGAUUUACUAUGGGCCAUGAUGAGUUUAGGUUACCAUAACUAUGCUAAGGGCUUGAGCUUCUAUCUCCAACGUUAUCGUUAUAGUAAUGGGAUUAUGCCUAGGCAGCUGGUUUGUGAGAUUCCUAAGCACACCUUACCAUCACCACCUGUUGCUCUUGAGCCAAACUCUUGGAUGAAUGGAAAAAGUUCUAUUGAGAUAGAUGAAGAAGUGAACAUUGAUGAGUUUUGGGAUGAACUGAGUGAUUUGGGGGAUGGUUCUUUAGGCUCUUGUUCAGCAGAUUCUGAUCCUUCUACAUUGUUUAAUAUUGGUGCCAUGUUUGAUGAAAGCAUUGAUAAAAUGAAGCAAUAG
This is a messenger RNA of Lathyrus sativus (Indian pea), 579 nucleotides long. The record is from the annotation of a GenBank genome assembly. Lineage: Eukaryota; Viridiplantae; Streptophyta; Magnoliopsida; Fabales; Fabaceae.